Messenger RNA from Diaporthe citri, 1911 nucleotides. RefSeq lists its product as uncharacterized. Lineage: Eukaryota; Fungi; Ascomycota; Sordariomycetes; Diaporthales; Diaporthaceae. Bases 1 to 1911 code for a protein of 636 amino acids. The record is from RefSeq and is a predicted model, not a curated record. The transcript has 5 exons.
AUGGUCUGUAUUGCGGAAGAGAUCAAGGAGUCUCGUUCUCCGAGCCCGAGUCCUCCAAACAAGCCAUGUGGCGAAAGAAAUCGUGAAUCAUCAUGGUCAGACUCUGAUGACAACACGGGGUGCCCGCCUGAAGAUUUUAGCCCGGCGAACACGGAAGAUGACGAUUCUGCAUACGACGAAUUGGUGGAAGGCAUCACCAACAUCAUAUUAGAGUCCUCCUGUGUCGGCAAUGUUGAAGACCGUGGCGUCCCCGUGAAACUCUACGUCCACAAUCUUCUGGAACGAGUCCUGAACCACCCAAGGUCACCCAGCGAAAGUCAAGUCCUGUGCCUCCCUAUUCGCAAUCCGCCCACGCAAAACAAUGAGGGCCCAGGCGAUGCAGGUGAACAAGGCAUGGACGCCCGUGGCCAGUCCGGAAACGGCGGCAGCAGUGGCAUGAAGAAGAGGAAGAGUAAUGAAGCAUCUGGCCAUAACCGCAACGGCAGUUACGGAGAUCAAGACGACUUUGAUGAUGAUCCGGGAGAAGUCCAGGCCCACAACCCUCAGAAGGUCAAGAAGCAGAAAACGGGCAAAAGAGGCGGAAAUUUCAGCUGCCCAUUCAGGAAGAGGAACCCAAUCCGCUUCAACGUCCGCGAUCACGAAAGCUGCGCCUUGAAACCUUUCGCGGACUUUGCAUUGCUCAAACGGCACAUCAAAACUUUCCACCAGAAGGCGAACAGCUCGAGCUCCUGUGUCCGCUGCAAGGAACAAUUCCCGGAUCAAGCGGCCCUUAACUAUCACUUGACUCGGCGCAACAUUUGCCCAGUUCGUGAUCCUACCGGAGAUGAGGAUCCUGAGGAGGGCAUAACCGAGGAAAUUGACCGUGCACUGAAAGUAAGAACAAAGGAUGACAAUGUCCGCCUGUGGGAAUCUUUGUGGAAGCUGUUGUUCCCCAGGGACCCUCCUGAACACAUUCCAGGUCCUGAACAUGAACCGCCAUAUGAGCUUGACGAAGUACAGAAUCACUGUUACAAGGGAGAUUCGGUCCGUGAAUUCAUCCGCAAAGAGACCAUAGGUGGUGAGACGGUAAUAACGGCCCAUGGCUUCCGGUACAUGGCUGAAAGCUUCGAGUACUUCUUCAAUAGCGAGUCUCACAAGCCCUCCAAGGUAAGGGUCGACCGGGACAAAAGCUUCCUGGCCAUGGUGGACAACGAGCUCCCCACACGCCAUGGCGCAUCUCAGGCCCAGCAGGUCCAACCCACGGUGGUCUGCGACCCGCCUGACGGGGCCACACAAGCCCAGUGGGAGAAUGGUUUCGACGAUGACCUGUCGCUCGGGAUUGACCUUGGCCUCUACACCAGCCAGAUUCCGUAUCCCACCUUCCCGGUCUAUGCCAGCCACCUCGGCGUCAACGGCUCACAAACGUCCGCCUCGACAAUGCACCCUUCGUCUCAAGAUCCCACGCAGUACGCAGACCCACAAGGCGCCCCCACGGCCUUCACAUAUGGGGCCAUGCCGCCCCAAAGCGGCAGCCCGUGCUCGGCGGCGGGAGGGAGCGCCCACCACUCGAGCGGCCCGUCGUCCCGGAGCCGCGACUCCGGCGACCUGACGCUAGAGACCCAGGAGACGCAGAACACGCAGUACACGCAGCAGGAGCAGCACGACGCGGCGCUUCUUCUUCACAGCCACCACUGCUGCUACCGCGCAGCGGGCGACGACGCGGGGCCCUGCGGCCAGGGCUGCUCGGCCUGCGGCUGCUCCGCGCCGUCGCCGGGCGGCACGCCUGGUGGCCGGCACUCCGCCACCUGCCCGGCAGGCCAGGGCUCGUCCGAACACAGCCUGUACGGCGUCGGCACCAGCUCGUUUGCGCGGCCGGAGUGUCUGGACGGUUCCAACAGCGACGAGGAUCUCGGCCCAAUCCCGGACAUGUAG